Molecule: messenger RNA, 663 nt
Organism: Babesia ovata
Lineage: Eukaryota; Apicomplexa; Aconoidasida; Piroplasmida; Babesiidae
Product: family transcriptional regulator, putative
Exons: 1
Coding region: 1-663 (220 amino acids)
Source: RefSeq, a predicted model, not a curated record
AUGAAAGCCGCGUGUGUUGUCCCAGAAGUUGCAGGCGUAUUGGAAGUCGGCGUGGUCGAAGCCGCGGCCGUUACCGCAGACGGUGACCAGCAGGGUACUGCUGUGAUGUGUCAAAAGGCCGAGGGCGCCGGGGAUGCAGGCCAAGCAAUAUUUAAGCACCUCAUCAGUUUCGCCACCAGACAAGUUAUGGCAAUGCGGUUGUAUGCUUUUGUAGACUGCGGUGUAGGGGAGACCGGCGAACCACGCCAGCAUGUCCCUGACGGUGCAGGGGUACCGGGGCUCUGUGGGAAUGUGCAAGUGGCUGGCACGCAGGUAACAUUUGAGAAAAUCGUGGAGUGCGCCCAGAGGCUCUAUGAUAUUGUCGAUGAGCUUUCUAAUCUUCUCGCCGCUGCAGUCACUGUCAUUUCGCAGUUCGCUGUGCUUAACUGUGGCGGACGCCACACGGUAGCCGCAGCCCUGGAGGAACACGCCGAGGCCGCAGCCGACGUUAAUGUUGUAAUACGCCCACUCAUCUGUGCAACCCAUUCUGAGCUUAUUGACGGCGCGGAACAAAGUGUCAGUGAUGGUCAGAAGGAUCAUGGCGCACUUGGUAGCCUCGGGGGUGUGCGUCUUUUUCGCCGCGUGGUAGAGGAUGCAGUCGUCGAAGGCUCCGUCGUAUGUUGA